Messenger RNA from Halichondria panicea, 762 nucleotides. Its product is annotated as large ribosomal subunit protein eL18-like. Gene Ontology annotation, molecular function: structural constituent of ribosome; RNA binding. Gene Ontology annotation, cellular component: ribosome; cytosolic large ribosomal subunit. The transcript has 6 exons. NCBI's taxonomy places the organism in Eukaryota, Metazoa, Porifera, Demospongiae, Suberitida, Halichondriidae. The record is from RefSeq and is a predicted model, not a curated record. Gene Ontology annotation, biological process: translation. Bases 76 to 639 code for a protein of 187 amino acids.
GUUUACGAGCCCCUCCCCCGGUUAAGUUGUGCGCAUGCGCAUUCCGUCCUUCUUGCUCAGGAAUAGGGAUCCAGCAUGGGUAUCGACGUAGAGCACAGACAGAGGAAGGUCAUCAGAAAAGAACCUAAAUCUGAUGACCCUUAUCUCAGGCUAUUGGUCAAGUUGUACCGAUUUCUGGCUCGCCGCACUGAUGCUCCGUUCAACAAAGUGGUGCUGAAAAGGCUGUAUAUGAGCAAGAUCAACCGGCCUCCUAUGUCCAUAGCACGACUCAUUCGUCAGAUGAAACCAACUGAUAGGAAAUCCAAGAUCGCUGUUGUCGUAGGCACUAUCACAAAUGAUGUCAGAGUCUUCGAUAUUCCAAAGCUAACGGUCUGUGCUCUUCGGUUCACUGAGGGAGCUCGUGCUCGUAUCCUGAAAGCCGGGGGUGAGGUGUUGACGUUCGACCAGCUGGCAAUGAGGGCUCCUCUCGGACAAAACACAGUCCUCCUACAGGGACCACGUAAAGCCAGGGAGGCAGUUCGACACUUUGGACCAGCACCUGGCGUGCCUCACAGUCAUACUAAGCCAUACGUCCGAUCCAAAGGCCGCAAGUUUGAGAAGGCCCGUGGACGCAGAAAGAGCAAGGGCUUCAAGGUCUAGAACUGAACUCUACUUCUGUGCAUUGAGUGCCUGCUUGUAUGAGCUGUUGUAUUAUGAGUCCUUACGUUGACCAUUAUUAAUUUUGAUCAAUUUGAAUUUGAAAGUUUCAAUGUAUUCAAAGAA